AUGAAGAACGAUAGUAUUAGUUCAGAUUCAGAUUCUGACUCCGAUUCAGGACCUCAGAACUUACCUAAGACUCUUACAGACAAAGGAGAUAUUGUUACUAAAUAUGCCGACAAGAUUAAAACUGAUUUCAUCAAAAAAGGACCUAAAAUCACUAAAGAUAGAGCCAAUAGAGCUACAGUAGAACAGGUUUUAGACCCUAGAACUAUGAGAUUUUUAGCCAAAUUAAUAAAUAAAGGGAUUAUUUCGAGAAUUAAUGGAUGUAUAAGUACAGGUAAAGAAGCCAAUGUUUAUCAUGGAGACCACGAAGACGAAGAAGGUAAUAUUACCAAAGAAUAUGCAGUAAAGAUUUAUAAGACCUCUAUUUUGGUUUUUAAAGAUAGAGAAAGAUACGUUGAUGGAGAAUUCAGAUUCAGAAAUACAAAGGGUCAAUCCAAUCCUAGAAAAAUGGUUAAAGUAUGGGCUGAAAAAGAAUUCAGAAAUUUAAAGAGAUUAUAUACUAAUGGUAUACCAUGUCCUGAACCUAUCGAUAUACGAAGUCAUGUGUUAGUUAUGGAAUAUCUCACCAAAGGAGAAGGUCAACCAUCACCCAAAUUGAAAGACCACGACUUUAAAGGUGAAGAAGAAAUAGUUCAUUAUUAUCAUCAAAUGUUAUUCUAUAUGAGAAGGAUGUAUAAAGAAUGUAGAUUGGUUCAUGCCGAUUUGAGUGAAUAUAAUUCCAUCGUCCAUCAAGAUAAAUUGUAUAUUAUAGAUGUUUCACAAUCAGUUGAACAUGAACAUCCCAUGUCAUUAGAUUUCUUGAGAAUGGAUAUCAAGAAUGUUAAUGAUUUCUUCAACAGAAAGAAGAUAAAUGUUUAUCCUGAGAGACUUAUAUUCAAAUACAUUACCGAGGAAAAUGAACAUUUAGGUAUAGAAAACAACUCAGACGAGGAAUUGGGUAAAUAUUUAGAUAAAUUACCUUUAAAAACAGAUGAUGACGAUGAAUUAGAAGAUGAAAUUUUCAGAUCAGUUCAUUUAGUCAGAUCUUUGCAUAAUAUUGAAGAUAGAGAUUUCAAUAAGUUCUCUGAAGGAAAGAUAGAUACCUUAACUGACCUUUUGGGAAAACAAGAAUUGGAAGAACAACAGGACGAAGAGGAAGAAGAAGAAAGUGAAGAAAGUGAUGAGGAUUCAGACGAAAGUGAUUCAGAAUAUGAAUCUGAUGAUGAUAGGAAACCUAAAGGGAAAAGAUUCGAAGAUAAAGAUGAUAAGAAGCAAAGGAAAGAAGCAGCCAAAUUAGCUAAACAAGAAAAGAGGAAAACUAAGAUGAAAAAACAUAUUAAGAAGAAAAUCAUCAACAAACGAAAAGCUAAAUAG
Messenger RNA from Yamadazyma jaroonii, 1350 nucleotides. Lineage: Eukaryota; Fungi; Ascomycota; Pichiomycetes; Serinales; Debaryomycetaceae. The record is from the annotation of a GenBank genome assembly.